AAGAAUUGUGCAAAAUCAAAAUUAUUAUAAAAACAAAUAAAUUGGCACAAAAUCAACUACGUCAAGUAAUAAUUUAAAAAAAAAUAAAUAAAGCAAUUGUGCCAAAAAAUUUAAAAAAGAAAUGCAAAAUGUAAAAUAGUUGCAAAACAACCAAUUUACAAUCAUAUUUGUUUCACAAAUCCCAAAACAACCCCUCCAACUAACAACUUUUUAAUUUUGUCAAAAAUAAUAAUAAAUCCCCUAAAGAACGAAGUAAAAAUAAAGUUUCUCUAAAAAAGUCCUUAAAAAGUUUCAUAAGCAACCACCGAUUUUCUUAAUACAAAUAAAACCAAUCACAUUAUUCUGAUACAAAUAUAAAUUAUCAAAUCUAAAAAUAAAUGUUGUGAAUUACUACUUACUCAUACAUAUUAAGUGUAAAUCAAAAAAAUCCUUAUAAAAUUUUUAAUAAAAGUGCAAAUUUGUAAAUGAAAACAUAUUAUAAUAAUACCUUAUACCUUAUUUAGUAAAAUUGUUUAAAAUUUGCGCAGUUUUUUAAUAAAAAAAAUUUUCAAAUUAAAUUUUGAUUAAAAAAUAUAAAUUAUUUUGAGAUCCAUUACCACAGACAACAACUAUUUGAAUACAAGAUGCCUCAAUUUUGGAUAAUCAUUUUAUGGUUAGGAUUACUUGCUUUUAAACCAAUAGACGCUCACACGGAUGCCGAUGUGCAGUUGAAGGUGCCGAGAUGGGUGGAACGUGGUACCAGUGCGACACUAGAAUGUCUGCAUGAUGUAGAUUCGAGUGUUCUAUUCAAGGUAUCAUGGUUUAGGGAAGAAAUGAAAUUUUUCGAAUUUGUUAAGGGACGAAAACCACCGUUUAAAAAUUUUACCAUGGAAGGAGCAAUCAUCGAUUGGGAAAAUUCAAAUGAAUCUCAAGUGACUUUGGCUAAUGUUGAUUUUAAAUUAUCCGGACAAUUUACCUGUGAGGUAUCAAUGACCUCACCAUUGUAUACAAAAGCAUCUGUGGAACAAUUUAUGAAUGUUUUUUUACCACAAACGGGCCCACCGGUGAUCAGAUUCCGUAAACGCAGUCCUGUGGCUAUUGGCGAGCGUCUAAUGGCAUUAUGUAAUACAACACGUGCCCGACCAGCACCACACAUUACAUGGCUUAUAAAUGGCAAAAAGGUUGAUGAGAAACACAUACGCACCCAUCAUGUUUAUUCAAUCAGUGGCAAAAAUCAUCGCAAACCACCACAGCCACACGAGCAGGAGGAAUACAACCUACUCCAAGCGAAACAAAAGAAGCUACAAAAGCAAACCAUUCAACAGCAGUAUCAUGAAUCCCAACAGCAACCACACACGUAUACCCAGCAACAAUAUAGCAUUUAUCAGCCACAAUAUCACAUACCAAUGAUACCAGAUCGAUGGGAUAAAAGUUUACGAACUGGCCGUGGUUGGGAAGAUUAUUCGGUUACACAACAUAAAGGCGGGCACCACGGACAUCAUGGCGACGGACAUCGUCAUGCCGCACUUCCUUACAACAAUCCCUUCGGUCAUUUGGCCAUCAUUCACGACAUCGAAUUUGAUGAUUAUGAACUACAACACAAUUAUGACAAUAAUAAGCAACACAUGGAUAAUACGGUUAAAAAACAUAUGGACAACAUGAAGAAACACAGGAAUUCUUCAAGUCGUAAAUAUCGUCGUCACAUCAAUGAAAAUGCUCUUGGCAUUAUACGCAGCACAUUGAAUAGUGGCGGAUUUGGUCCUCAGCCACCCAAUAUGAAUAAUGAACUGGGCAUACCUCCAAAUGCUGGUCCCAUGAAUGCAUUUGCUGCCAGUUAUGGUAGACCUUUGUCACAUCCUGGUGGGGGCAGUGGAGUGGCUGCUGCAGCAGCAGCUGUUACCGAAGCCCAACAAGAGAAGGGUAUGUUUUCGGUGAGCCAACUAAACAUUGAGUUGACAGAACAACAUGUGGGUCCUAAUGGUCGUAUGGAGCUGACAUGUCUCUCAACAAUUCCAUCAGCUGUGGGUCCUGGGGAACAGUUUGCGGAUUAUAAAACAUAUUCGAUUAAGGUGGAUGUUGGACGUACAGAAACAACUACCAUCUCAACAACAACACCUACUAUUGGAAUGGCAGCCUUAGGCAAUGGUGUAACACCAUCGUCAGCGACGUCAUUGGCACCAUCGUACAAUCGCAUAACAAAAAUCCAUAAUUUAUGGCUGCAUAUAUUUGCGAUUAUCUUUGUAUUUUGGCGAAUAUUGAAACAACAACAUUAAGGAAUUUUAAAAUGUAAAAAUUGUAAAACUCUAAGAUAUGAUGAAGAAGAAGAUAUUUGAUUAGAUAUGAGAUUAUAAAUAUAUACUAAAACUAACACAUAUAUUCGUACAUACAUAAGUAUGUACAUCUACUUAUAGAAAGCCAAAAGCAAAAGAACAAAACAAGAUACUUACAACCACUAAAAAGGGACAAAAUAAUGAAGGUGGGUUAAACAAGUGACAUACAUUUCCCAGUGAAUAAAAAUAAAAUGAAAAAAAAAAACAAUAAACCCCACCGAGUGAAUAAAAACCACUUUAGAAAAUAGAUGAAGAUAUUACAAGAAUUAAUAAAUUGAAAAGGUUUGUUUUUUAUUUGAAAAUAUGUUUUCGCCUCGAAAAGUUACAGUAGUGAUCAAUAAAAAAGAACGAUUAAAUUUAAAACCCCCUUUUGGAUAUUUUACAUUGUAAAAUUUACAAUAUUUCAAGAAUAUCUAAUAUUAUGUAUUAAUUGCAACCAAGGAAUAUUUUUUUUAGUUUUUUAGAUAUAUCAUAUCGAUAUUUAUAUUAAGUGUUAAGAAUUUUAACACAUUGUAAUUUACUCCAUCCACAAUAAAUAUUAAACGUGCAAGAUAUUUUAUUGAAAUUUGGAAUCGUUAACAACAGCGAUAUUAAUUUGAAUAGCAUGGAAUUUUUAAUUAAAUUUUUAAUUUUUACAAAAUUUAGUCGAUUGUGAAGGAAGUUGCAAAAAAGUUUCCUAGAUUCCAAUAACCAUUUUAAAAAUAAAUAUUUAAUUUAUGUUUUUCGAGAAUUUUUAUAUAAUUGUAACGAAAUCCAAAAAAAAAAGAUUUGUCUGAAUCGCUAUACAAAACCAAUAUUGCAGUUCAACUGCUAUUUAUUCCAAUUAAUUUGUCUUAAGACUGUUUUUUUUUUAAAUCAGUUUAAAUAUUUAUGAACUGUUCCUUAACGCGGAAUCUCAUUUAACAGAAAACUCUCAUAAUCGAAAAAUGUUUGAAGAGAUUUUAAUAUUUGUAAAUAACUUUUAAACAAAUCAAGGGAUUUUAAUAAAUUAAAACAGUUUUAGAAAGUAUUCGUUUCUCUUCUAAAUUCUUACACCAAAAAUAAUAGAUAGAAUAAUAUAUUUUUUAAAUUCCGAAAAUGAAUUUGAAAAAUAUAUAUGAAAGGAUAUAGAUAACGUAUGUUUUGCAGCUCUAAAAAAACGGAUUUUGAAUUAUGCCAGUCUUGUCUUGUCAUUUAUAUGUGAUACUAGAAACCCAUAAAUAUUAAUCAGAAAUUUGUUUAACUUUUUACAGGGUUGCAAUAGUAAAUAAUUUAAUAAUUACUACUCAUUAUUUUCAAACUGAAACCAAAAAUUAUUGUUUAUUUUUUUGUUUUUCACAAUUUCUAGGACAUUAAAAAAAGUUCCACAAUGCAUAUUUUCAAACUGUAACAAAAAUAUAUAAAAAAGGGGAAAUUUACUGAAAAAUAAAAUAAAACACACACAGCAACCAAAACACCUUGAACUAAGAACUCUGGCAAAAAAUCGAAAUUUUUGUUUGCUUCGAAAUCAGUGGAAUAAAACAAUAAUUUUUUUAUUAACAAAAACAUUUUGUAGGAAAAUUAAACUGAAAUGAAAAAAAUAAAUAUUUGUAAAAAAAAUAGUUGUACAUAUACAUAGAUGAGUGUUAAAUAAAUGUAGAAAAAAUAUAUAAAUAUAAAUGAAAAGAAAAUUCUAAUGGAAAAUAAUUGUGUAUUUGCUGUAGGUGAAAUGUUUUUUUUUUAUAUAAGGAAUUAGAGCAACAAUAAAUCCCUUUAAAUUACCACAUUAAAAUAUGUAAGUAGAACAACUCUACCAAAGAUUACAACAUGUAUUGUAUUUAAUCAAAAAUCUUUAAGUUUUUCCAUUACCACACAUGUUCUUCUACUCUCUAAAACUUUGGAAUAAUAUGACAAAAUUAAAAAAAAUAAACGAAAUAAAUUUCCUAAAAACUAAGAAGCUUAAUAAAACAAUCAGUGUUAAAAACAUUUAAGAAAAAAUAUAAAUAAAUAACAAAAAAAAAAAUUAAAAAAGAAACAAAUUUAAAAACAAAUGCCACAAGUACGAGUAAUAAACUAUUAAUUAUAAAAUAACAAACAAUUUCCAGCAACUUGUUGCAUUUUCAAAUUUUAUUUAAUUUUUAUUAUUAUUAUUAUUUUAUAAAUGUAAAAAUUAAACAUAUAAAACUAAACAAGUUGCCAUAUUACUAAAAGAAAUUGUUUAGGGAAUGAAUGAUUGCAUAUGUAUAAGGAUGUAAAAGUAUGUAUGCUAAUGAUGACCGGAUGUAAAAUGUGUAAAAUAAAGAAGUAUUUAAUAUUUAAAGAAAUAAGUAAAUGAAUAUUUGUAAUUUUUUUAUUUUCUUAUGUUUAUUGACAAACACCAUUCACUACUACAUAUACAUACAUAAACAUUUACCUCCAUAUUCUUAAACAAAUUUUUAUUUUAUAAACGAUUUAUAAAU
Lucilia cuprina (Australian sheep blowfly) is the source of this 4726-nucleotide messenger RNA. RefSeq lists its product as uncharacterized. The transcript is spliced from 9 exons. Bases 624 to 2252 code for a protein of 542 amino acids. Lineage: Eukaryota; Metazoa; Arthropoda; Insecta; Diptera; Calliphoridae. The record is from RefSeq and is a predicted model, not a curated record.